UUCUGGGAAUCCGGUUCGGUUCUCCCAGUUUAGGCAUCCGUCUGGAAGGCCAUGUGCUGCCAUUAAACCAAACACACCGGAUAGCUCAUUUAAUGGAUAUAACUGUGUGAUUUCGAAGACAUAAGGCUACUAAAACACCAAGGUGUAAGUUCUGUUCUCCAGGUCUCGAGCGUAUUCUGCUUUUUCUGUAAGCGGUUCCAGUUCAGUCAGUAUGCAGGGCUGGGUGGCUCUGGCUCUGUUGCUGGGCCUCGGGGUCAAACGCUCCCUUGGACAGAACGGUGUGGGUGAACUUCCUGUGCCUCGUGGUUUAAUCCCAAUUCCUGAUUUACGUGCACAGACUCUUUCUUUGACAUGGCAGAGUGAAUCAUCACUUUUUGACCUGGAGAUUUUCCACACCGAGCUCAUGAAUGUGGUGCUGAAUGAGACGGUGGCAGUUAAAGCAGAUCCUGUAACAGGACUGCAUAGUUGGACCUGGCAUUCACCGUUACCCUUGGAGUGCACUUCUCAUUCUGUGCGCAUCAGAGCACGAAACCAGCAGUCGUUCAGCCAGUGGAGCCCCCUUGAGACCAUUCCAGGGUCGGAUAUUCCUGAGAGGUCUGAGUCUAACAUGUUUCCCCAAGAUAAGGUGGUUCCUGUGGGCAGUAACAUGAGCUUCUGCUGUAUUGUUAAGGAGAAGCAGGAUUUUAAAGAUAUAGUGUACAGGGGUCAAGAGAUGAGCGCCACACGACUGAGCAGGAGAACGUAUGCAAUCACCGUAACCAACCAGCCACCAUCUGGCAACACAGGCACCAACGUGGUCUGCAGUUCCCAAUUGUUGAUCCUCACGGGAGCGGUGGUGUUUGUCGGCUAUCCGCCGGGCGAUGAGGGCUUGGUCUGCGAGACUCGGGACCUGGCAUCCGCAGAAUGUUCUUGGAAGAAAGGACGAGACACUCACUUGAGAAUUAAGCACAGCCGCACUAACUACACCCUUAAUGGAAGGGAAUGUUUAGAAGGAAAGACACGGUGUACCUCGAAGGUCUGGGAGGAGAACUGGACUCUGGUGGCUCGAAAUCCUCUUGGAACAAUUCAGCUUACUGAUUCGGCCCGACUCGCUGACCGCGUACAUCUGUUGGCUCCAGCGAAUGUAACAGCGGUUGAAGUCAAGGCGUGGAGCGCCACACUGCAGUGGAGCUGGUCUGUGGCGGCGUAUAAAAAGCUGGAGAUGGUUUGCCAGCUGCAGCUCUUCGCCCAUGAACUUUCCAGCACACGUAAUUACAGUGGUCCAGGUUUAACUUCUGUGAUGCUGGAGAAUUUGUGGCCAGAUGUGGACUACACUGUGACUGUACGCUGCGGCUCUAAGCAUGGUUUCUGGAAGUGGGGGGAUGAAAGCACUCCCUUCAGGAUCCACACUAAAAUGGACCGUCCUGAUGCUCCUGAUGUCUGGGUCUGGAUGGACAGCAGUAACACAGGACGUGUAUUUUGGAAACCUCUGUCUGUGAGAAAAAGUCACGGUGCAUUAAACGGCUAUGAGGUUUCUCAGAGCUCAGUGGAGGAAGACAGGUGGACACCGGUUUCUCUUCCUCCUGGGAACUUUAGCUAUCCCAUCAUCCUUAACAACAGCACUGACAUCACCGUUGCCGUGGCAGCGCGAAACCCAGCUGGUCUCUCUCAGCCUUCCACUGUGACCACACCAGCAUACAGAGCAGAUUCCCAGCUGUCUGUAUCUGAGCUGCUCGGCACAAAUGGAUCAUUUGACCUCUCCUGGGAGCCUAAUGCCAAUGCGAGCGGAGGGUACGUAGUGGAGUGGGUCCCAACUGGCUGCAGUGGCCUGUGCACCAUUGAUUGGAAGAAAGUUCCAAAGUCAGACAGCAGCUUCACAGUGAAGUCAGACUCUCUGGUGGCAGGAGUGAGGUACACCGUAUCCGUAUACGCGCUCUCAACCAACGCUCCUAUGCUGCUGCAGAGAUGGAAGGGAUACUCACAGGAAAUGAUUCCUUCACAGUCUGUUAGAGAGCUGUCAGCCAAUCAAACUGGCUCUGUUGUGCUGUUGUCUUGGAAAGCCCCCGAAAUGAAAUGCCAGAGAGGCUUCAUACGUGGAUACACCGUCUACCUGGCAAACGCUGCACAUCUGGAUCUCAUUGCUAACAUCUCUGAUCCUGAAGUGCAGUUGUACAGAGUAAAGGGUUUGUCUUUGAACUUAUAUAAGUUCGUAGUGAAGGCCUACACCUCAGCUGGGGAGGACGCGGGGUCGACUGUGGAUAUUAAAAUGGAGAUGGACACAGCCGACAUGUUGUUUGUUGGCAUUCUUGUGCCGUUGGGAACCAUGUUCUGCUGUCUCAUCCUCAUCAGCAUCUGCUGCUACAAGAAGAGAGAUUGGGUAAAGAAAGCUUUCUAUCCUGAAAUCCCUGGACCUAAAGUACCUGGAGACUGGUCCUCUCCACAGGGUCCUCUGGAUGUGAAGCCCCCUCCUCACAGUCUGGUCCACAUUGUGGACAGUCCAGAGUGGGAUUUCACCAAGGAAGGUCUGUUCCCAGUCCCAGAGGAAGAGGAGGAGUCUGAGAACGACAACAUCGAGGUCGACACUGACUCGGAUGAACCAGCUCUCCUGAGAUACUACAACCAGGUGGUUGGUGAUGGCUCACACAGUAACCACAUCUCAGACUCCUCCGGUUCCUCGACCGCCUCGGUGGGCUCCACACAGACCGAAAUCACCUACGCAGGCAUCCAGAGCCCCACGUCCUCGCAGGGGGCGUGUGGUGGCGGAGGUUACAGGCCUCAAAUGCAGUCCGUCACAGGGCCAGCUGAGCUCCAAAAUGAAUUCGAGGCCGACUUCCAAGACGAUGGCUUGAAUACAGGCUACAAACCCCAGUGUUCCUGGCAACUGGAUUCUCCAGAGGCGGAAAACUUUAGUGGUUCGCUUGGCAGCCCUACAUCGGUCACAUCAUCCCAGUUCCUCAUCCCAGAAUCUUCGGAGGAGAAACCACAGCCUUCAAACACCUGGUUCCACAAUUUUCUCUCUGGAAAAUCCUGAGAAGGCACUACUUAAGCUUUAAUGUUUCACAUUCGUUUGUGCCGUUCACCUUUACGAGGAUUUUUUCGGUUCGUUUUAGGGAUUGUGCCCUUACUGGAAAUCACUCACAUUUACGUAAUCAACGUCACUACUGUUCUCAAGGACUUGUGAUACUGACCAGACAGGUGAAGUACUACUGAAGAGCUGAAGGUGGCUAUAUCUUCUCACGUAUGAUGUUUUGCCUUAGAAACGUCACUUCUAUUCAUACAACAGUGUUCGUUCCUCUAUUUUGUAGUGUUAUUGGAGUGAUCGCAGUAACUUCACAUGCUUAUUAUGCGCAACAUUUCACUGCUCUCAUUUUCAGUCCUAACGGUUUUGUAGCAGUCAAACAUAGAAAGUCCGAAAGCAGCCUAAGUUGAUGGACUCCAGCAGGUUUGCACACAUUUCUCUGCCCGUAAAAUAUUUCAAAAGAUCAAAAUCAAUGCAUUUAAGGCUUGUUCUCAAAGCUGCACUGCUUUUAGGUGAUUCAGAAAAUUUUGUGUAGCUUCAAGCUAAUUUUUCGAGUCUAAAUGUUUGUGUAAGCAAACACGCACAUUGAAUAAGCUGACAGAACAAAAGGAAAAUGGGAAAAAUAUGCAUCUCUGUUUUUUCUUAAUCCGUUUCCCUGAUUUAGGAAAACAGCUGUUGAAGUGUUUUCAUCAUCUUACGUGCAUUAAGAUGCAUGUAAACACACUGUUACUGUUAAUCAUGUGAUGCAGCUAGAUAGUUGUGUGUAUUUUUUAUUAAUUAUUGAUUCUUAGUCAGCGCAGCUUGUAGAAAAUUACCGUCUCUGUUAGGGCUGCACGAUUUUAGGAAUGUUUUUUUUUUUUUUUUUUUUUUUUUUUUUUUUUAUAAUUCUUUCUCCCUCUCCUCUUUCAAAAAAAGAAAUGGGAUUGCAGAUUUUAAUGUAAUUUUUUUUUUUUUUUUUUUAUCUUGCUUUGCUGUACUUAUUUGAAGGGCUGCACAAUUUAGCCAAAAAAAGUGCAAGUAUAUAGCAGUAUGAAUAAUAAUAUUUGUAUUUAAUAAUAAUAGUAAUAAUUGUUAUUGCUACUACUACUACUAAAUAACAUAUUAAACAAAAUAACAAAUAUUACUAUUGUUAUAUUUUAACAAACGAAGAAAAUAUUAUGCAAUAUUCUACAGUGCAACUGUUACAAUACUAAUAUUUGUCUGCAUUUCUUCUUGGUCUAAUUUUUUUAACGUUAAACCAUCAAGCUUAUACUUUGGUGGAAACCCCUUAAAGCUUCUCUUUUGCUGACAAACAGCCUUUUCAAUUUGAUAAGUAGGGGCCAAACAUCGAAGGUGCAAUAGCAGUGUAUCUGUUUGCAUUUUUAUUGUUGUUCUUCCGCUCUUGAGUCUAAUGCAGCCCAUAGAAUCGCUUGCGGGAAAGUUAUGAAAUUUGGCACACUGAUAGAGGACAGGCUCAACGUUAACCACCACAAGUUUAGAGUCUCUAACUCAAACUCUCUAGCACCACCACUUGUCCAAAGUUUCACUCAUGAUUAUGCUAAUAACUAUUAGGUCUAAAAGGUCUAUUUUGUUUUUUUGUUUUUUCCCCCCCUCUGAAUCCUUGGCUCAUGCUGAGUCGAAUGGAUACCAAUGUUUAAAUUUCAGAAGUUCAAGUUUUUUUGCUAUUUGUAAUAGUUUGAAAAAACUACUUUUUCAAACUCGUCCUAGACAGUUUGACUGUGUUUCACCAAAUUUGGCUCAGAUCAGCUUCAGAUCAUGCUGGCAAAAAGAUAUUGAAUUCAAGGUGAUUAGUUCCCGAAUAACACAUGCACUAAUUUGAUGAAGAGCGCAGUGCCACUUAGUGUUUAAGAGAUAUGAAAGAUGAGUAUUUAGGUCCAAACACUGAAGGUGCGAAAGCACCUACUGUAUCCGUUGGUGUUCCUAUUAUUAUUAUUAUUAUUAUUAUUAUUAUUCUUCUUCCGUUUCUUCCGCUCUUGCAUCUAUGGCAGCCCAUAGAACCGCUUGCGGGAAAGUUAUGAAAUUUGGCACACUGAUAGAGGACAGGCUCAACAUUAACCAUAGCAAGUUUGGAGUCUAACUCAAACUCUCUAGUGCCACCACAUCCUUGGAUCAGCUGGUUUCGAAUGGACACCAACAUUUAAAAUUCGUAAGGUCAAGGUUUUUUUUUUGCUAUUUUUAAUAGUUCAAAAAACCUACCCUUUCGAACUCGUGCUAGACCGUUUGUCUGAUUUUCACCAAAUUUGGCUCUUAUCAUCUACAGACCAUGCUGACAGAAAGUUUUGGAAUUCUUCUGAAUGGUUUGAACAAAAAUCACAACACUGGUCUCUUUAGUUUCGGUGCAGCAUGCCAUACCCAAUUUUGCGCGAUGGCCAUUCUCAAUUGUGUCGUAAAAUGCUGUAUUUUAUGAAUGCAUUGACGUAUCUUUACAAAACUCGGUGUGUGUUCAUCCAAUUUUCACCAAAUUCGAGUCAGAUGAUCUUCAGGCUGUGCUGACAAAAAUUUAAGAAUUUCAUGUUGAUAGACAAAACUGCUUUUGAAUAGCACCACAACAAAUGUUGUGGCAUGAUACCAGAUUAUGUUUGAGGCUGUAUCUCUGCAAACCUUUGACAUAUUGACACCAAAUUUUGUGUGUGCCAUUGUCACCACACACAGAACACACCACAUCGAUUUGAUAACAGCGCCACCUAUUGGGCAAAAGUGAUAACCCAUUAUAUAAUAUUACUAGAGUUUUAAUUUAUGAUUUUUCAGCCAUUUUGGCUAAAAUCAUCCUAAAAUGACUUUAAUUACUCGUUGCAUUGGUCUGAUGUUCAGUGCCAUGCUUAGCUCCUCCUUUUGCCUCUGUUGUGCUUGAACCCUUAAUUGCUGCUUGCAGCUAUAUUUUCAACUUCUUUUUUUCAUUUAAUCGUGCAGCCCUGUUCUCUACGACAUUUUUCUAAAGAAAAGACUAGGUUUUCUAGUCUUUCAGUUUUUGCUUUCCACAGGUCAGUAAUAUUUAACGAAAUUGGCAUUAUUCGUACAAGAUGUGAAGCACCUUUUAGUUUUAUGAAAACGUCUUUGUAUUUCCUUUCCACCAAUAUUGGACUGUCACGUUUUAACACUUCCCAGUACAAACUCAACUAGACAUCUAAUCAUAGAUGCAUCAUUUCAGGAUGAUGAUAUGUCUUGUUUUCAGAGAUUGUCUUGGUUUUAAAAUGACCACAGUGCCUCUCAAACUUAGUUAUUUUAUUUUUUUAUUUUUUCUAAAGAACAGCACCUUCUUUCAGAGCAGUUUCCUUGUCAUUAUGGGCCCACGUGGACCACAGGGUAAAUUACUUUAACCAGUCUUACUGACAUCACAGGAACCUGCUAUUUCUUUAGAUUCGUUUUGACUUUAUCAAUCUAACAUACAGAUAUAUGAGAGCUAUAUGUUCAAUAUUACUGUGAAGGCUUUUAUUCUGAGCACUGUGCGUAUCGCUAGUCCUCCAAAACCUUGUGCAGCAGUCAGAACAACAGAUGCGUCACAUCAGGACGACAUGACGCUUGUCACUACAAUGAGAAUGAAUGAAAGUCAACAUGAAAUCAAAAGCCACCCUGUUUACUUUUUUAAUACAUGUUGUUGGUGCUGUUAUAACUUUUUGUUCUUAAUAAGAGACUACACAGCUAGAAUGCAACCUGUUUUGCAAAACUAUAGUUUAUUUUCCACUACGAAACACCCACUUUUCAUCAUCCAAACAAUGUAUGAUGGAUAAAAUCAAGCCCUGCCGUACAUUUUAUUCAUGUUCAAUAUUUUGUUUCACUCUGAAAUGUCAUAGUGUGGAAGUAAAAUGGUUUGCGAUACGUUUCAUGUUGACUUUGAAGAGCAUCAGAUAGCAGUCAUUAAACUCCUAAUGUGGUGUGUGAUUGAAAGGGCAUUAGAUGAGCAUUAAGAGUGAAGAAAUACAUGAGAGACAUCAGCAUCUACUGUUGCUUAAGCUUUAAACACUACUGUGAAAGAUUUUAUUUUGUUGGAAUUAUUUAGUUACUAAUAUGUCAUUUUUUGUAGAGAUCUUUUAAAGAAGCCUACUAAUGUUUAUUUUUUUAUUUGCUUGUAUGAAUGUAAAGUACACAAAUGUCAAUGUGUAUGCAAUGUUUUUGUUUUUUAACUGUUGAAGAAUGCUUCGAAAGCCUUAGCUGUGGAUUUUAUAGGCAAGAUGAGCGUGUUAUUAGGAGUAAAAAUGGAAAAUGCACAGGAAGAAAGUGGCCCAGAUCUGAUUUUAUAUAUGUAUGGGUAUUAAUAUAUUAUAUGAGUAUUAUUACUGUUAUUAUUACUAUAUAAUGUCUAAGCACUGCAUUUUUCUAAAUCAGAUUUGAGCAACUUUCAUAUGCAAUUAAGAUGAUAGGUCAGUAGGUUGUCACACUACAUGUAUGAGACGUUAUUGUAAAUAUCUUGUUGACACUGAUGUAAAUAAGCUUUUCGGUUGAGCAUGAAGAUCAUCAGAUGGGAAUAUUGCACCCAAGUUAAUACAAUACAAUAAUAUUAUUGCCUUUGUAUGCAUGACAUGCGAUUCCACAUUCAGAAUUCAGGGGGAGAUGAGAAGACAUGAGUUCUGAAUGAGGAAUAUGAAAUAAUCCCAUAUAGCACUAUAUGACUGUGUGUAAACACGUGUGAGGAAAAAAAAAAUCAAGAUGUAUCCAGGCAUCUGAGCUCUAUUACUCUAUCGCUAAUACACUAACAGAAUAUCAACCAGUCUGUAUUACUAUAGACAAUAAAUCCAGCUAAAAUAA
Molecule: messenger RNA, 7741 nt
Organism: Labeo rohita (rohu)
Lineage: Eukaryota; Metazoa; Chordata; Actinopteri; Cypriniformes; Cyprinidae
Gene: lifra
Product: LIF receptor subunit alpha a
Exons: 18
Coding region: 212-3010 (932 amino acids)
Cellular component (GO): membrane
Molecular function (GO): protein binding; cytokine receptor activity
Source: RefSeq, a predicted model, not a curated record